AUGGACGAUCCCAUGAUGAUGAGGGCCCUGGCUGAGAGUCCGCCACCGGAUAACAGCUUCUACGGCCUGCCACCACAAGAAGAUCUCGAAGUGCAGAAGCUUUGGGUGGCAGAAGUGUCAACGAUUCUGGAAGGCUACAAAGUGUACAAAACGGAUGUGCAUCUCAUCAAAAAGUUUUUGGACACACGAUACGAUUUCGAUGUGUACGAUUACUAUGCGUACGAUCUGACGUUGGACGCCAUGGCUCACUUCCAAGCCGGUAUCACGCAGACGAACAUGGAAAUGAAUAAAAAGUUUAUGCUGAUUCUCCAAAAGCUCUAUAUGAUGUUCGCCGAGGAGAAUAAACUCACCUUUCAUAGGGAAUUCGUCAAGGAAUGGCAAUACUAUCCGAUCGAUUAUUGCCCGUAUUUCGAGACGCUCCUUUACAAAUACAGCGAAACACUUAAUCUGAAGUUGAAUGCGGUUUGUCGGGCACCGGAGGAUAUUGAGCACGAUGUUAUGGAGGAGAUCCGCUGGAACCUCCUCAUUGCUCCAGUCAACACUCUGCUGGCAUUAUUCAAACGAUGCGUCGAUAAUCCAAACGUCAUCCAAUUCACCAUCUACUUGUGCACUCAUCUCCCGGCUCUCUUCCACGAUCGUCCACUCAAAAUCUAUCACAACGAAUUGGAGACGAAACGGAUCGAACCACUCCUCUGUGUCGUCUUCCGCCGAUUUUUGUGUAGUUUGAGAUGCCAAGAGAAUACUGAUAGUCAAUGGGAGAUACUUUAUCAAUUGAUGAUGGCAUUCUGUGAUGAUGAGAAGAAGCCGUUGAUGAGUUGUUGGCAACUUCUGGAAGUUGUGCUCAAUGAGUUGUACACACCGAAUCGUUUGCCAACGAAGUCAGUGGAGAUGUUGAGUGCGAUGGCUUCCAGAAUUCUAUCGCCGGAGAAUAAGAUGAAACUCACUUUCAAGUUUGCCACGUCCAUGAGAGCUCCUCAGAUGGACUGUCUCUAUCUGACGCCUACAAUUAUCAUAAUGUUUCUGAACAUAAUGGAUGAAUAUCACGAGAAUAAGAAGUCGAUUGAGGUCAUUGAUAACUGUAAAUCUUGUCUCAAAUCGAUAGGAGAACGGAUGACUGAGGAACAUCUGGAAUUCGAUGAUGAUACGAAGAGUCGAUUGAUGGAAGAGCUGAGCAAACGUCCGUGGUAUGUCGAAUACGCAGUCAGCACUUGGUACUUUGCGUUGAAUGUCGAGAAGCGGCGAGUUCCAACGGCGAUAUUCCAAGGAAUCUGUUCGGAAGACAAAUCUCCAUCGACAUCCACUCAAAAAAUCCCGGAAUUCAUUGAAAUCACUCAAAAGUCCAUCUCGAAAGACGAACUUCCUUUCGAGUGUCUACGUUCUCUCAUGAAAUUAGGUCUAUUCGAUCCGGAAUGUACUCUGGAGUUGCUCCAUAUAUCUCCGGCGACCAGAAUCCAACUGGAUGUGAAGGACAUUGCGUCAAUGAUGGAAUUCGUUAUGAAGGAGUACUUCAAUGUGAAAUUGGCACUCGUUAAUUACGAAUGUGCACGAGAGCUCAUGAUGUAUAUUUUGGAGGCGUUCGACAAGCCGGCGACUCUCGAUCACGAGGAGAUCAUCAAAACGAUCAUCGAAGAACUGCCAGUUCCAGUUAUCCCACGAGAGUGGCCAAGACACUCGGCAAAAAUGGAGAAGUCUCUCAUCAUCCAGCCACUCGAGAAGCCACGUCGCAAUUCGGACGAUCCAUGGCCUCCACCACAGAAGUUCAUUUCACUGGAGAUGAGAGAACUACACGCUCAACAGAAGAGGGAACGUGAUCGUCUAUAUCAAAUAUCAGUAAUUCGAACUGAAAAAGCUGAAAGAAUUCAUCGAGAGCGAUGGGCUCAGGAUGAUUCGAUUGUCGGAUGGACACUGGAUGAAUCCCCACCAAAUGAGCCGGUUUUUUUGGAGGAGAAGAGAGUGGAAUCAUCUGAAUCCACGUCGACAUCCAAAAGUUCGGAAAAGAAAAAGGUGAAGAGAGUGAAGAAGGAAGAGGUUAAGGAGGCGGAGCCGUUGACGGAGCCGGAGCCACCGAGGCAAUACAAAUCGAUUGCUGUGUCACCGGAGAGAUUGGCGGAUCCAGUGGAUCCAGCGUCAUUGGCUGAAAAGCUGGAAAAGGUUGAAGUCGAUCGAUUCGCGGUACUCAGGCGUUGCACACCGAAUACCAUCUUCGGAGGAAGUGCCAAGAGAGGAGGACGUCACUGA
Molecule: messenger RNA, 2238 nt
Organism: Caenorhabditis remanei
Lineage: Eukaryota; Metazoa; Nematoda; Chromadorea; Rhabditida; Rhabditidae
Exons: 7
Coding region: 1-2238 (745 amino acids)
Source: RefSeq, a predicted model, not a curated record